AUGGCGCCGCCAGACGCCAACCUUGAUAUCUCCGCCUCUCCACCAGAGGCGGUGGAGGUGGAUAACAACAGCCCCUUGCCCGACGUCAUAAUCCACCAUAUCUUCUGCUUCUUGCCCUUCAAAGACCUGGUGAAGACAAGCGUGUUGUCCAAGCAAUGGCGUUUGGCUUGGACCUCCACUCCAUACAUCAACCUCUCUUUCCCCUCUCUCCCCUCAAGGCGUGUCGCUCUUUCGAUCAGCAGUGCACUGAGUCUCUACACAGCUACUAAGGUAGAGAAGUUCCAUCUUGAUGCUGGUUUGUACAUCCCCACUGAACUCGAUGGGUGGUUUCGCUUUGCGGCAGCGCGCCAAGUGGAAGACGCUUCCGUGGUCUUUAGACGCUCAUGCAUGGUACCUCGAAUCCUGUAUGAUUGCACGUCCCUGGUGAGCUUGCGACUGUCGAAUGGUUUUUUUCCAUGGGAUUUUAGCAUCCACUGGCCUUCACUUAAGAAACUGUGCAUUGACGGGAUUUUAGCAUCCACUGGUCUUUGGGAUAAUGAUGGGAUUAUGAAAUCAUGA
This is a messenger RNA of Rhodamnia argentea, 558 nucleotides long. Its product is annotated as F-box/LRR-repeat protein 25-like. NCBI's taxonomy places the organism in Eukaryota, Viridiplantae, Streptophyta, Magnoliopsida, Myrtales, Myrtaceae. Bases 1 to 558 code for a protein of 185 amino acids. The record is from RefSeq and is a predicted model, not a curated record. The transcript has a single exon. Gene Ontology annotation, molecular function: protein binding.